GCAAGUUCCUAACAACCAUCCCCACACAAAAAAACUAGUGUAAAGAAAACAAAACGCAGCAAACAAGAAAUGGGUUCAAUCCCCUCCAAAGAAUUCAACAGUUCCUUCCACGCACUUCUAUUCCCAUUCAUGUCCAAAGGCCACACCAUCCCCCUCCUCCACUUUGCCCGCCUCCUCCUCCGCCGCAAUUUCUCCGUCACCCUCUUCACCACCACCGCUAACCGCCCCUUCAUCGCCGACUCUCUUUCCGGAACCGCCGCCUCCAUCGUCACGCUCCCGUUCACAGUCUCCACCACCAACAACGACAUCCCGCCCGGAAUAGAGAGCACGGACAAGCUCCCAUCCAUGUCCCUCUUCUUCGAGUUCGCCAUGGCCACCGCCUCCAUCCAACCGCACUUCGAGCAAGCCCUCGAGACCCUGCCACGUGUCAGCUUCAUGGUCACCGACGGGUUCCUCUGGUGGACCCUACAAUCCGCCAACAAAUUCCACAUCCCGAGGCUCGUGUUCUUCGGCAUGAGCUGUUACAGCGUCAGCGUCUUUAGGGAAGCAGGGAUGCAAGGAAUAUUCCAUGGGCCCCAACCUGACGACGAGUUAGUCGAGUUGACUCGGUUUCCAUGGAUCAAAAUCUGUAAGGAAGACUUGGAGCCAAGUUCCAGAAACGCCGAACCAGGGAGUAUCCCUUACGAGUUCAACGUGAAAUCGGUUGGAGCCUCGGUCAACAGCUACGGCACUGUGGUCAACAGUUUCUACGAACUAGAGCCUCUGUUCGUUGACUAUUUGAAAACCACGAAUACUUCUCAUAAGUAUUGGUGCGUUGGUCCGUUGUGCCUCGCUGAUGACGUGGGUAGUUUUUCGGGUACGAAGGAAGCGAAAUGGAUGACGUGGCUGCAUCAGAAAAAGAAGUGCUCUGUUUUGUACGUGGCUUUUGGGUCACAGGCGGAGGUUUCGAGGGAAGAGUUGGAGGAGAUAGCGAUGGGGUUGGAAGAAUCCAUGGUGAGUUUCUUGUGGGUGAUAAGAAAGAAGGAUUGGGUUGUACCAAAGGGAUUCGAAGAGAGGGUUGAAGGGAGAGGGAUGGUGGUGAGGGAGUGGGUGGAUCAACGGGAGAUACUGAAUGAUGAGAGAGUGGGUGGGUAUGUGAGCCACUGCGGGUGGAACUCGGUGUUGGAGAGCGUGUGCGGCGGGGUUCCGAUGGUGGCGUGGCCGAUGAUGGCGGAGCAGCACGUGAACGCGAGGAUGGUGGAGGAGGAGUUGAAGGUGGGGAUUAGAAUGGAGACGUGUGAUGGGAGGGUGAGGGGGUUUGUGAAAAGAGAAGGGGUGAGCAAGUGUGUGAAGGAGUUGAUGGAAGGGGAGAGAGGGAUUCAGUUACGUCAGAAUGUUAAGGUGUUGGCUCGGAUGGCUAGGAUGGCUGUUCAGGAAGGUGGUUCCUCUUGGUCAGCUUUAGACCAUCUCAUUCAUGAGUUAUGCUGGAAGAAGUAGAACAAAAUAUAUGAUUUAUCUUCUAUUCAUUUUAUUAAACAUUUUUUAUAGACACAAAUUAUUUAAUAUAUUUAUAUUUAUUAUUAGUUUUA
Messenger RNA from Arachis stenosperma, 1568 nucleotides. Its product is annotated as UDP-glycosyltransferase 90A1-like. Lineage: Eukaryota; Viridiplantae; Streptophyta; Magnoliopsida; Fabales; Fabaceae. Gene Ontology annotation, molecular function: UDP-glycosyltransferase activity. The transcript has a single exon. The record is from RefSeq and is a predicted model, not a curated record. Bases 70 to 1476 code for a protein of 468 amino acids.